Spinacia oleracea (spinach) is the source of this 985-nucleotide messenger RNA. Its product is annotated as chaperone protein dnaJ 11, chloroplastic. NCBI's taxonomy places the organism in Eukaryota, Viridiplantae, Streptophyta, Magnoliopsida, Caryophyllales, Amaranthaceae. The transcript has 7 exons. The record is from RefSeq and is a predicted model, not a curated record. Bases 1 to 831 code for a protein of 276 amino acids.
AUGGGUAAAAUACCAUUUGACUAUUUGAGAUCAAUUUGCAGAACAAAUAAUGUCUACUCUUCUUUUGUAUGUUGCUGUAGAGCUCGGGUUCGGUAUUUUAGCCCAGAAUCAUCUAGGGUUCCGUUUUCAAAACCUAAUUUGAGCUCGUUUCCUUCUCUCUCCUCCGAUUCGCCGAAGUUGUUUCAGGGCGAGCCGUGGUUGCGGUUGAAUUAUCGGAGAUAUGUUGCUCGCGCUUCUAAUUGGACUGGCGAGAAAUCCCCCUAUGACGUAUUAGAACUAGAGAGAGACGCGGAUGAAGAGCAAGUAAAAGUCGCUUACAGGCGCUUGGCCAAGUUUUAUCAUCCUGAUGUCUAUGAUGGUAGAGGCAAUCUCGAGGAAGGUGAAACAGCUGAAACCCGAUUUAUUAAAAUCCAAGCAGCUUAUGAGCUGCUUGUUGAUGGAGAGAGAAGGAGAAAAUACGAUAUGGAAAACCGGGUGAACCCAAUGAAGGCAUCUCAAGCAUGGAUGGAGUGGCUCAUAAAGAAGCGAAAAGCAUUCGACCAACGAGGUGGAAUGGCAAUUGCAGUAUGGGCUGAGCAGCAGCAGCGUGAAAUAAACUUGAGAGCACGACAACGUACUCGAUCAAAGGUUGAUCCUGAAGAAGAGAAAAGGAUUGUAGCAAAGGAAAAGAAGGCAUCUGUAGAGAACUUCCAGACCACACUUAGGAGGCAUACACUUGUGUUAAAGAAGAGGGACUUAAUGCGUCGAAAGAAAGCUGAAGAGGAAAAGGAUAAAGAGAUUCGGCGUCUGUUAGCCUUAGAGGGAUUUGAAUUGGAAAGUGAAGAUGAGUAGCUGCAUGUUUGGAUUCAGUUCAUUCAACUUUUAAUGGUAUACAUUCUCAUUUAUUGAUAGUUUUGUACAAAAAUGUUUAACUGUAUAUACAUGCUGGAGACGGCAAACAGAGUAUUUAUGAAAGCAAAAGAAAUGAAAAGGAGGGAAUUAAUGA